Messenger RNA from Tupaia belangeri chinensis (Chinese tree shrew), 934 nucleotides. It is a transcript of the gene POP7, whose product is annotated as POP7 ribonuclease P/MRP subunit. Gene Ontology annotation, cellular component: nucleolar ribonuclease P complex; ribonuclease MRP complex; nucleus. The record is from RefSeq and is a predicted model, not a curated record. Gene Ontology annotation, biological process: tRNA 5'-leader removal. The coding region runs from base 257 to 679 and encodes 140 amino acids. Gene Ontology annotation, molecular function: nucleic acid binding. Lineage: Eukaryota; Metazoa; Chordata; Mammalia; Scandentia; Tupaiidae. The transcript is spliced from 2 exons.
ACCCGUGCGCGUGCGCACUCCGCAGUCCUUUCAGGAGACGGCGCUCGCAGGUCGCUUGCGAUCUGGCGUUCCUGUCGCGCACCAGUUUCCUUCUAGUCCCUUCCCUGGACCUGGGGGUCUCGGGCACCGCUCUCUACUUGGGCGGGUCUGCGAAUCCUUGAAGGGUCUGCGGGGGAGCUCGCAGGGGACACGGUGGACCCGAGAGUGUAAGCGCGGAAGAGCCGCGGGAACGGACAGUGGAGGAACGCCAAGCAGCAUGGCAGAAAACAGGGAGCCCCGAGGGGCCGUGGAGGCUGAGCUCGACCCAGUGGAAUACACCCUUAGGAAACGACUUCCACACCGCCUGCCCCGGAGGCCCAAUGACAUUUAUGUCAACAUGAAGACUGAUUUUAAGGCUCAGCUAGCCCGCUGUCAGAAGCUACUGGAUGGAGGGUCCCGGGGUCAGAACGCAUGCACUGAGAUCUACAUUCAUGGCUUGGGCCUUGCCAUCAACCGUGCGAUCAACAUUGCCCUGCAGCUGCAAGCGGGCAGCUUUGGGUCAUUGCAGGUGGCUGCCAAUACCUCCACUGUGGAGCUUGUCGAUGAGCUGGAACCAGAGACUGAUACACGAGAGCCGCUUACCCGCAUUCGCAACAACUCAGCCAUCCACAUCCGUGUCUUCAGAGUCACCCCCAAGUAGCUGAAAUGAGGCUGGCCCUCCUCUGUCUUCAUACACUCCUCUAGGCCCAGAUGUGGCUUUCCUGAGUACUGUCGUGGACUUCCUGCCAGAGCCAUGUAAGACAAGGCCUGUCCCUCACAGCCCAGAGGACUCUGAAUUGAAAGUGGGUUGGGAGGAGUAUUACCUCUUUCUGGGCCCAAGCAGUGGGUCUUCCUGAGUCUGUUUGAUCUAUGGCUCUUGUCCUAUACAAUAAAAAGUACCAAGUUGUGUUAGUGA